This is a messenger RNA of Daldinia childiae, 828 nucleotides long. RefSeq lists its product as uncharacterized. The coding region runs from base 1 to 828 and encodes 275 amino acids. NCBI's taxonomy places the organism in Eukaryota, Fungi, Ascomycota, Sordariomycetes, Xylariales, Hypoxylaceae. The transcript has a single exon. Gene Ontology annotation, molecular function: phosphatidylcholine lysophospholipase A1 activity. The record is from RefSeq and is a predicted model, not a curated record.
AUGACCGCGCCGGGCAAUUGGAAACCGAACAAUUCCAGCAGCAUCGCUAACGGCACGCCCUUGCGUAUCAUGUCGCUCGGCGCCUCUCUAGUUCGAGGUGAAUUCUCGACUGGCGAUGUCGGCUUUCGCAAGACGAUGCGCGACGAAUUGGUCGAUCUUGGUGUCCCUGUCAAUAUGGUCGGCUCUCAACGCUUCGGCGAAAUGCUUGAUAACGAUCUCGAGGCGUAUGGUGGCAACCGCAUCAGCCAGAUUCACGAGCAUGCCACGCAUAUAGUACCCCAGCUACAGCCCAACUUGUUUCUCAUCCAAGUGGGAACAAAUAACGUUCUACAAAAUCGGGAUGUUGAUAAGGCCGGCACGCAUAUGGAAGAUUUUAUCAACUACCUAUUGAAGGCAUCAACGCGGGCUACCGUCAUAUUCAGCACCUGCUUGACCAACACAGUUCCCGAUUGCGAGCCCAAGAUCCUUGAUGUCAACAAGCAGUACCGAGAUGUCAUCAAGAAGUUUGGUUCGAAGCCCGUUUUGCUGGCCGAGAUGCAUCCCAGCGAAGGCUUCCCUAACCGACCUCAGGCUAUAGACAUUGGACCGGACGGCACGCACCCGACGGACUAUGGAUAUGACCUGAUGGGACGCAUCUUCACGGAGAGUAUCCAGGAGGCAGAUAGAAAAGGUUAUCUCCGAUGGCCGGUCGAAAACGGGCUCGAAAAAGACGGAGACGUAGGACGAGCCGAAGAGACUACGACGACCCCAGAACUCCCACCCCCGACUUCUACGAGUAGCGAAACUAGUCUAGAACGUACGGCAACGGCUAUAGGGGCCCAUCGUUAA